Molecule: messenger RNA, 2023 nt
Organism: Exaiptasia diaphana
Lineage: Eukaryota; Metazoa; Cnidaria; Anthozoa; Actiniaria; Aiptasiidae
Product: cathepsin L
Exons: 13
Coding region: 15-1469 (484 amino acids)
Cellular component (GO): lysosome
Molecular function (GO): cysteine-type endopeptidase activity; cysteine-type endopeptidase inhibitor activity
Source: RefSeq, a predicted model, not a curated record
UCGACAUUUCAAAGAUGGCGAAGUUUGUGGUGUUGUUUAGCUUCUUUGCUGUCGCUUUUGCGUCUUCAAACCUACUUGGAGGCGUAGAAAAAGUAGAUAAAAAAGAUCCUGAGCUGCUAAAAGCACUGGAAUACGCCAUGGAUUUGUAUAAUGCUCGCUCGAACAAUCUCUAUCGUGAAAUGGCUACAAAAGUUAUUGAAGCGACAAAACAGCUUGUUGCAGGAGAAAAAUUUUGCAUUGUGACUGUAGUUGGCACCUCAAGGUCUUGCCGCAAUGAUGACAAACACAAGGCUGCAUCACUAGAAGUCUGCCCAGUAGACCAACUUGAUAUGGUUUGCAGGUUUGAAGUGUUGUUUGCUCCWUGGCAAAAGAAUCCUGAAGAUCUUCUUAGCCAUGACUGUGUUGGKCUGAAUGAGAAGAGAAAACUCUCUUGCCAUCAAGAUGUACCUAUGAAUGAUGAAGAAAACAUGGUUAAGCAUGUGGAAGUUAAGGAGGACAGCAAAGUGAAAGAUGAGGAAAAACAGUCAUCAAAAGAUACUGAACUUGAGCAACGAAGGCAAUUUCAUGAUUUUAUGAAGAAGUAUAAAAAAUUGUACAAGCCAUCAGAAAAAGAGUAUGAAUACCGGUUCAAGGUCUUCCAGGAGAAUCUGGUGAAAGCCAAGAARAUGCAAGAGAUGGACAUGGGCACAGCCAAGUAUGGUGUYACUCAGUUUAGUGACCUUUCUUAUGAAGAAUUUAAGAGCAUGUAUGCAAUGCCUGGAUGGGGGAAACCUGAAGAAGAAUUGAAACAGGCUGAUAUCCCUACUGGAGACAUUCCAGACAGUUUUGAUUGGAGAACUAAAGGAGCUGUAACUCCUGUAAAAAAUCAGGGCCAGUGUGGAUCAUGCUGGGCUUUCUCAACAACUGGAAAUGUUGAGGGACAAUGGGCCAUCAAGAAARGAAAGCUGAUUUCACUUAGUGAACAAGAGCUGRUAGAUUGUGAUAAAGUGGAUUCUGGUUGUGAAGGUGGGCUGCCUGCAAAUGCCUACAAGCAAAUUGAGAAACUUGGCGGGCUUGAAACGGAGCAAGAAUACCCAUACAGUGCUAGGGAUGGACAAUGUAAGUUUGAAAAAUCAGAUGUCAAAGUGAAAAUCAAUGGAUCWGUCGCCAUCUCAAGUAAUGAAGGCGACAUGGCUGCCUGGCUUGCCAAGAAUGGACCUAUUUCUAUUGGAAUCAAUGCAAUGGCAAUGCAGUUCUACAUGGGAGGUGUAGCUCAUCCAUGGAAGAUAUUCUGCAACCCCUCAAGUCUUGACCAUGGUGUUCUGAUCGUUGGCUAUGGAGUCAAAAAUGGAUGGUUUGGUAAAACUCCAUACUGGAUUAUUAAGAACAGUUGGGGAGCAAGCUGGGGAGUACAGGGGUACUACCUUAUUUACCGUGGUGAUGGAUCAUGUGGUCUCAACACUGCUUGCACGUCAGCUGUAGUAGACUAGUUGCACAGCUCAAAAAGCCGCUCAAUUUUAAUCACAAAUUUUUAUAAAAAAAAACACCAAAAUAUAUGCAGCCAACCACCACAUGCCAGUUGUAUGUAGGGUUGAUGUCAUCCAAUUCAUAGAUUUUGUAUGGUUAUAUACACUAGAUAAGGAUUUUAUCUGGUGGAUUGUGUUAUUCAACAUUCAUACGACUGGACCCAGAGUUUUGUCACAUAUAACGUUAAUAUUUUGCAAGAAAUGAAUUUAUCGAUUUACUUUUUUUACAAUUUUUACUUGAGUGAUCCAUUUUUUAUCUUUUAUUGAGUUCAUUUUACAUUUCAAGUGUUGUAUAUUCAUAUAACAUGUUUAUGCAAGUACCAAAUGUAUUUUUCAUAAUUUGAUUUUAUAAGAAAAUUUGCAUGCAUUGGGUGACUAGACUGCGAAAACUUUUUAGCAAUUAUUUGUAAAUUUUACAUUUUUUUAAUACCUCUCCAAAAUUAUAGAAUUUUUAGCUAUGCAGCACUAUAAAUACUAUAUCAAUACAUAUUAAAGUUUAUGGUCKGAAAUGUAUGGAA